AUGUUGUCUCUUGGGUCCAUCCUUGUAACAUUUCGAGAACAAGAGCUCAACAUACAAAUUCCUGCGUUUUGUUGCAAUAUGUCAGGUUGCGAUGAGGAAAGGAGGGAAAUGAUAAAAGGUUUUCUUAUAAGGGCACAAUUUGAGAUAAGUGAAUAUUUUGAAGGAAUAUUAUCUAUUGAUGGGUCGUAUUCUAAGUGCACUGGCAGAUCCAUGUGGAGAAACAGAGGGUUACACACCAAAAACCACUUUUCAAAUGAUUUUACAGAUUAAAGAAUGUAAGUAAAUACUACUUUCUCUCCGUAAACAUGAUCAAAUGGAUGUCAUGGCAGUGUCGCGAGGCGAGCACGCCACAUAAGAAUUCAUAAGGGAAAAAAUGCUAAUGCUUUUAAUCCUUUAGUUUCAAAUGAAUAUGUUUUCUAAGACUCUUUUGGCUUAAAUACUCGGUAAAUUAACAGGGAAAAUAACGAAACCUGCUUUAAUAUAUUGAGGCGAAUCGUGAUUCGCCUUUCUUGCUGGAACUUAAAGUAUCGAAACUUUAUCUUGAAGAUUUAAAACCAAAUGUUUAUACGGGAAGGCUCCGCUCCAAGGUCCAACCCCUUACUCUUUUAAAUAUACCAUUUUUCACGAAAAAGGUACUUUCGUAUACCUUCUAUUGACAAAUGCUACCCUUUCACAUACCUUGUUUAAAACUUUGCAGUUUUAAGAACCAGAAUUGAGAGAUGUAUUGCUUGGUAACAGCGUUUUAUGACCCGUAGAACGGAAUUUCCGGUUAGGUCAAAUUAGUAACGUUAUACUGUCACACUUUAUGUUUAGGGGGCAAAAGAAUUGGGAGAGCGGUGCGUGAAAAUAAUGCUUAUUGUUUCCUGCUUAGAAUGGCUAACGUGCUUGGAACUUGAGUUACUAUACAGCCCCGUCUCAAAAAUGGUACUCAUUUUUCUUGUUAAGAAAGUCUUCCAAAAGGGCACAAUGUUCAAAUGGGUUUAUGUUUAACUCUCACAUGAGGUGCUAUGUCGCGCAAUGGUCAGCGACAAAGUUAUGUGGUGGCCUAAAUGUGUACAGCCACCUCUCCCCCAGGUAAAAUCGCCCUUGGCAGCUCAGUUAAAUGCUCCUUUCGGCGUUUCUUGUUACCCAUAAGUUCUGGAUAAAACGACUCGUUCCAAAUGUCUACAUGCCGUCUUCAGCAAUAACCAUACCCUAGAGGUGUAAAGGGCAGAUCGAUAGAGCUUUUAAGAAUACUGUCCUUUGAUGCCCCAAGGGGCAGGGCUGAAAGAAUUUAGUUAGGGAUUUAAAAAAAAAUGUUCAAAUGCACCUGUAGAACCGGCUACAGGGAAGUGAUUUUGCUGUCCUCUCUCUUCUUUAACUUGAAUUUUAAUUUUUCAGUUUUACUGUAAGGCACAUGUAUUUGUUUUGUUUGCUCUACAGCUGCAGGAUCUGGCUGA
Molecule: messenger RNA, 1439 nt
Organism: Porites evermanni
Lineage: Eukaryota; Metazoa; Cnidaria; Anthozoa; Scleractinia; Poritidae
Source: the annotation of a GenBank genome assembly